AGAGAGGGAGAAGAUUUGAAGGGAGUCUCCAAACCCUAACUCUCCUCCCAAAUCAGCUUUCCUACCGGCCACAACAAGGCUCUCUUCUAGGGUUUUGGUUUUUAGGCUUUCUUCCUCCCAAUCUCUGUAAAGUCUCCAUGAGCAACAGCAAGGAGAACUUCAACAUGGCCGAUCUCGGCUCCUCUCUACCCGGUGCUGUCGCCGCUCUCAACGCCGAGGAUCGAGCUGACCUCGUCAACGCGCUCAAGAAUAAGCUUCAAAAUCUGGCUGGGCAGCACUCUGAUGUUCUUGAGAAUCUGACGCCGAAAGUUAGGAAGCGUGUGGAGACUCUCAGGGAGAUCCAGGGUCAACAUGAUGAAUUGGAGGCAAAAUUUUUUGAGGAGAGAGCAGCACUAGAAGCUAAAUAUCAAAAGCUAUAUCAACCUCUUUACUCCAAGAGAUAUGACAUUGUGAAUGGUGUUGUUGAAGUGGAUGGAGUUACGAAUGAAGUGACAAUGGACCAAGAGGAUAAAGCUGAAGAGAAAGGAGUGCCUGACUUUUGGCUUACUGCAAUGAAGACUAAUGAAGUGCUAGCUGAGGAGAUUUCUGAGCGUGAUGAAGGAGCUCUCAAAUAUAUCAAGGAUAUCAAGUGGUGUCGGAUUGAUAACCCCAAGGGUUUUAAGCUUGAGUUUUUCUUUGACACCAAUCCUUAUUUCAAGAAUUCUGUUCUGACAAAAACUUAUCACAUGAUCGACGAAGAUGAACCUAUUCUUGAGAAAGCAAUUGGGACGGAGAUUGAAUGGUUCCCGGGAAAAUGCUUGACUCAAAAGCUCCUGAAGAAGAAGCCUAGGAAGGGCUCUAAAAAUGCCAAGCCAAUCACAAAAACAGAAAGUUGUGAAAGUUUUUUCAAUUUCUUUAGUCCACCACAAGUUCCUGAGGAUGAUGAAGAUAUUGAUGAAGACACUGCUGAAGAGCUUCAGAAUCAGAUGGAACAAGAUUAUGACAUUGGGUCAACCAUUCGAGACAAAAUCAUCCCCCAUGCUGUUUCAUGGUUCACAGGGGAGGCUGCUCAGGGUGAUGAGUUUGGUGACAUGGAAGAUGAUGAAGAUGAAGACAUUGAUGAAGAUGAUGAAGAUGAGGAUGAAGAAGAGGAUGAUGAAGAGGACGAUGAUGAAGAUGAAGAGGAUAGCAAAGCCGUGAAGAAGAAGAGUGGCAGGGCACAAGUUGGAGAUGGGCAACAGGGUGAGCGCCCUCCGGAAUGUAAGCAGCAGUAGAGCGUUUGAUAAGCGAAGCAAGAUUUGAGAUUGGCUGAGUUUUGUCUAUGGAGUCACUGCAACAUGUGUUGCAGUUUGAGAGGAGAGGGGAGGGGGUGGGAUGGGGUGUGGGUAGCGGGUUGUGAUGAGGGGACGGUUUGGGUCUUUCUGUUAUGUUAAAAGAGUUUGGGUGUUUUCUCCUUUGAUCAUUUUCUUUAUUUAUGGUUAUCUUAGAGAAAAUAUUAAAUUUUACAAUCUUAUUAUUUUUCAUUUUUGACUUGUUGGUUUGGAGGGAUGUAUUUUGAGGAGAGCCUUGUCAAGCUGUUGGUGCUGUGAACAGUUGAAAACUAUGGAAAGCAUAUCAUGUUUCGAUAGUCCUUGUAGUCAUAUUUUUAUGGUUUCCUCCAACCCAUUCUUGUUGUAACCAUUAUUUUCAGAAUUUGCCUAGACUGGAGUCCAUUCCCGUUGAUACUACUUGAUAUACACAAACUAUUAUUUAUUGUCCAAA
Messenger RNA from Vitis riparia (riverbank grape), 1740 nucleotides. Its product is annotated as nucleosome assembly protein 1;4-like. The transcript is spliced from 11 exons. Gene Ontology annotation, molecular function: chromatin binding; histone binding. Gene Ontology annotation, cellular component: chromatin; nucleus. The record is from RefSeq and is a predicted model, not a curated record. NCBI's taxonomy places the organism in Eukaryota, Viridiplantae, Streptophyta, Magnoliopsida, Vitales, Vitaceae. Gene Ontology annotation, biological process: nucleosome assembly. The coding region runs from base 138 to 1253 and encodes 371 amino acids.